Messenger RNA from Mangifera indica (mango), 2048 nucleotides. RefSeq names its product coniferyl alcohol acyltransferase-like. The record is from RefSeq and is a predicted model, not a curated record. Gene Ontology annotation, molecular function: acyltransferase activity, transferring groups other than amino-acyl groups. The transcript has 2 exons. Lineage: Eukaryota; Viridiplantae; Streptophyta; Magnoliopsida; Sapindales; Anacardiaceae. Bases 416 to 1798 code for a protein of 460 amino acids.
AGAUCAAAUUGUUACAGUUCACAAUAAUAAUUUAAUUAGCAAUUGGUCUAUUAUUUAUAAUUUGUAAUUGCUUUUAAAUGGAUACAACCAACAACCACACCUCUGUAACCCUAUCCAAAUAAUUAGUUGCAGGCAUCUCCAAACUCCAUCACCAACUGCAUUUUUUUUUUAUAUAAUCUUUGAUUGGUCUACUUCUUCUGCGAAAGUUCCUAUGUGUUGUCUGUGCUCAGACUUGUGACUACGAUAGGACUUUUCACCACAUGUUUACCUACAAUGUCAGCCCACAGGAGAUAACCAAAAUUUACUACGUCUUCCAUCUGUGUUGGACCUACGUCUGCCUAUAAAAUCCAUGCCCUUCCCUCCUGCUUCUUCACAAGCUCAUCAUCAUUAAAAAAAGGGGAGAGAGAAGAAAAAGAUGGUUGCAGGAGGAGAGUUCAAGGUGACUGUAAGCAAGACAAAGGUGGUGGCGGCAGUGCUACCAUUGCAAAAGCAUUCGCUGCCACUCUCCAACCUCGACUUGCUUCUGCCACCGGUUGAUGUUAGUGUCUUCUUUUGCUUCCAUAAACCAUCACUUCAAAGCAUGACUUUUGCCUCCAUGGUUGCAAUUCUAAAGGACGCUCUGGCUCAAACACUGGCGUCAUACUACGCCCUCGCCGGUGAGGUCGUACUCAACCCUGUUGGUGAGCCUGAGCUCCUUUGUAACAACCGUGGAGUGGACUUUGUUGAAGCGUUUGCUAAUGUUGAGUUGAGUGAACUCAACUUAUAUAACCCAGAUGAAAGUAUCCAAGGCAAGCUUGUGCCUAAAAAGAAGAAUGGAGUGCUCUCUAUUCAGGCAACUGAGCUGAAUUGCAGUGGUGUUGUGGUGGCUUGCACCUUCGACCAUCGAAUAGCAGACGCAUACUCCAUCAAUAUGUUUCUAGUUUCAUGGGCUGAAUUAGCUCAGUCUAAACCAAUGUCUUUGCUACCAUCUUUUCGCCGAUCUGUGCUGAAUCCUCGACGACCAGGAUGCAUUGACCCUGCUUUAGAUGACAUGUACGUGCCACUCUCACCAUCUCCAUCUCCUAAAGAACCAGUUGGAGCUACUCAUGAUGAUCAUCUCAUAAGUCGAAUAUAUUAUGUCACAAAAGACCAACUCAACGAGCUUCAAUCACUCGCCAGCGCCAAUGGUUGCAGGAGGACAAAACUCGAGUCUUUUAGUGCUUUUUUAUGGAAAAUAGUAGCCAAGUGUGGCGCUACGAACAGUGAAAGGACGGCAAAAUUGGGGAUUGUUGUUGAUGGAAGAAGUAGGUUAAGCCAAGGAGAUAGUGAAAAAUCAAGACUAAUGGAUGCAUAUUUCGGAAAUGUAUUAUCAAUCCCUUUUGGGGGACAAAAAAUUAUUGAACUGGAGGAAAAGCCUUUAUCUUGCGUGGCAAAUCAAGUUCAUGCCUUCUUGGAAAACGCAGUGACACAACAUCAUUUCUUGGCACUGAUUGAUUGGGUUGAGGCUCGUAGACCCCAGCCAGCUUUAGCUAAGAUAUACAUCAAUGGAACUGACGAUGGACCGGCCUUUGUGGUGUCAUCAGGGCAGAGAUUUCCAGUUUCAAAGGUGGAUUUUGGAUGGGGCAAACCAGCAUUCGGGUCAUAUCAUUUCCCAUGGGGUGGCAAUGCCGGGUAUGUUAUGCCGAUGCCGAGUCCAUUGGGGAACGGUGACUGGGUGGUGUAUUUGCACCUAUUGAAGAGGCAAUUACAGGUGAUUAAGAGGGAAGCAUCUAAUGUGUUUAGGCCUCUGACCGCUGAUUAUCUCAACUUAAUGAAAUGAGUUCGAUGAUCAGUCCAACGGUCUUGCGUACAGUAAAAUCACAUGUAUUAAUGAGGCUUGCAGGCUCUUGGUGUUGUCAUUUUGUGUUAUUUUCACCUCGUGUGUAAUAUUCUAGUCCCUCAUCUUGCAUUGUGUACACUUCAUCUGGGAAGAUAGCUGCACCGUGUCAGCAGCAACCUCGUCUUCCUUGAUUUGCUUAGGGUUCUAAGUAAAAUAUAAAUACGAGUAUAUGUACAUAUUGUACCGAUAA